Messenger RNA from Didymodactylos carnosus, 2994 nucleotides. The record is from the annotation of a GenBank genome assembly. Lineage: Eukaryota; Metazoa; Rotifera; Eurotatoria; Philodinida; Philodinidae.
AUGGUUAGUUAUUUGAGACCAGGACAGACUACUACUGAUGGUAUUACCGUUGAUAAAUCAAUGUUUGAAGCUUACACUCAACUUCGUCAGAUUGCUCACGACCAUCAGGUCGAGGAUAAACUUAAAAUUCCUCAACUCGUUAUCGUCGGUGAGACGAGUUCGGGCAAAUCAAUGCUGGUUCAAAAUUUUCUUCGAUUUCCUUGUUCCUUUUCACAAGCGAAUAUUGCCACCCGCUGUCCAGUGGCCUAUUGUCUCCGAUAUAAUCCUCAGCUACGAAAUGGUGAAAUUCGCUUUUUACAGCCAGCUGGCCUAUCCCCUAAAGCUCUUGGUGCUCAUUUACAGGAGCUCAUGGGUCAAAUUCAAGUGUCGCACCGAGCUACUGGUGGCUUUCGUUUGGAACCAUACAUUGUCGAAAUUGAAGGUAAUGAAUAUACAGAUUUCGAAAUACUCGAUGUGCCGGGUUUAAUCGGCGGCAGUGACAAUCCGGAACAUCGGGCAGCCGUUGAGAAAAUAACCGAACACUAUGUUCGAAAUCCCAAUUUCAUGAUUGUUCAGUUGAAAGAAGCGAGUCAGUUGAAAGCAAACAAUUACGGGGCUCGUCGUAUUCAAGAGCUGUGUACACUAGAUCCAGCUCCCUGCGGCUCACCACUACCUCCUCGGUUCGAUUAUCGUCAACAUAUGGUUACUAUUCAAACAAAAUUUGAAACUUUCAUGCAGCAGAACCAGAAUGGAACGGCUGUCAACCAGGAAAUAGAAACGUUGAGAGAAGAGUUUGGUGAAACAUAUUUCGUCAAUAUGAUAUUUGAUGGAUACACGUUUGCUGAUCAUUCGUACGAAGAAAACGUGAAUUAUAUCAGUGAGCUACCAGAGUUGGAAAAGCAUCAAGUAAACGAGUGGAUAAUUACAAAACUCAAUCGAUUAGCAAAUGAAGAUGAGUCGAGAUACCACCCGUUUAAUCAGAAAUAUCGGUCAUUGAUUGGAAUCAAUGUGGUACGAAAACAAAUUCAAGAUUUGUGGGUUAGGGCUUUCCGUAGUGCCCUUCCAAAAUUAAACGAAUCGCUACAUGAACAGCUCGAUAUCGCUAAAAGUAAAUACGAAGCGGCAUUCAACAAACUUCAACAACAAGAUCCCAUUCUUGUUCGCUCAAACUACCAGAAAUAUAUCACCGAAUUCCGUUCGACAAUUCGCUCCUAUGUUGCUUAUCGAUCUGAAAUCGAUUCAUUCUUCCCCCUUGAUUUGGCUGGAAAAACUUAUCGAGAUAUCGCUGAACGAUAUGACAAGUGGCCGAGAAAACAACCGAUUACAUGGCGAGCACAUCUUACUCUCGAUCAAUUACAAGCAAGUAAAGGUACUCAAUUAUCCUCGCUAGACCUAAAAUUGGUUGGAGCUAGACACUUUGAACGACUUCGUCAAGUUUUCUCCUACAUGAUACUGGCAUUCAAACCUCGCGAACCAACACGCGAUUGGAUCGAAUCGGUUGAAUCAUCUCUUCAUGGUGGUAACACUGACUAUGAUAAUCUCGAAAAGGCAGUGCGUGAUAUUCUGCGAACGCUUGUGCGUGAAACAUUUUUGAUUGGCAUCUGUUGGCUCACACAAAUGUUUUCGUUACUCACCGAACUGUUUGCCAAAGAUGUAAAACGCUAUCUGUUGCAAGACAAAUUUCCUUAUUUGAGAGAUCAUGUGAAAUUUCUGAGUGCAGUCGAUCUUGAAUAUCAUAAUACAGUGAGAAACUUGAUUCGUCAAGCUGUCGUCUCUAUCAAACACGCGAGAAAUGCUGAUUCGGCUUAUAUCGUACACGAUCUCGCGGCGAGAAUGAAAAAUUUGGCAUUUUCAAUACCUACCGAGGUGACACACAAAUCGUUUGGACAGAAGAUUCCCAAUCUAAUGGUAAAGGAAAACGGCGAAUACGUUGAGGCGACUAUGGCUGAUGUUGUUAAACUCGUUCCACCGCAAAAGAUUAUGACUUUAAUCAUGGGUUCAGGUUCGUUCCUGUCUGCUGAGAAUCGUGAUCAAAAUACAGCUGAGCAUCAUGCUAACGGACGAAAAGUAAUUUUCGAAAUGUAUACGGCUGUAUGUGGUCAACUUUUACAUUCCAUCACAACUAGUUUCAAUGCCAAUGUGGUGAUGAAAAUACAAGAAUAUGAUACAGUUGAAAUUGAGCGAGCUCUUAACGAUAGAAUAAAUCGAAUGUCCGACAGUCAGAUUGGGCAAAUGGCCAAUAUUCAAAUUGGCGAAAUUCAGCAGACACUGAGUAGUGCCGAGCGAGAAAUCAAUGAUCUAUGGAAAGCAAAUGAUCUAAUUGAAAUCGCUAUUAAAGAAAUGGAGGAUGGUAGAGUAUUAGCUGACGAUGAACGUCGGCAAUUGAUGGAAAAAAUGGAAAAGGCAAGGAACGCAAACAAGUUAUAUGCAAAGGUUAAACACGACGAAAUCAAACGAAAACUCGAUCGAGAACGAUCAAAACAAAAGCGAGUCAAACGGCAGUCAUCCUCAAUGUAUCACCGGCAAACGUCAGCAUCUCGAACUACAGAUGAAGAGAUUACCGACGAGAAUGAGCUAGAGUAUGACGAAGAGUUGUUUGAUGAUGAACGCGAGUUACUGGCUUUGACAGAUAAAACGACGGCCGAUGCCUUUCUCUUGGCAUUAUAUCAAAAACACGAUAAGGAAGAUUUAACAUACGGUUUCUUACAAGGUGAUUCAUUAGAAGCGGACAAGAAAAAUCCGAAAUCACAUGAUCAUCUCUAUGUUGAUGAAAACACAUUGGACUAUGAUAAUAUCAAACGAACACUUACACUAAAAAGCACACCAGCAAGACGGAUUCCUCCAACACGUAUACCAAUAGAAAAUGGUCAUGAUGGGCUCACAGAUGGCCUCAGCAUAGAUGAAGAGUUAGAAUUUAACGAGGCAAUUGAUCCAAAACUUCUCACAAGAAGAAGACAGGAACAAGGGGACUCAGUGCAAGUUGGAGGAAGUCGUUUCUACGAUUCAAGUACGUAG